Letharia lupina is the source of this 1494-nucleotide messenger RNA. RefSeq lists its product as uncharacterized. The record is from RefSeq and is a predicted model, not a curated record. Lineage: Eukaryota; Fungi; Ascomycota; Lecanoromycetes; Lecanorales; Parmeliaceae. The transcript has 4 exons. Bases 1 to 1494 code for a protein of 497 amino acids.
AUGCCCUCGACCCCCAACGGCCUGGGCCGUUUCGAAAACCCCCUGCGUUACAUCGCCGGGAAGAAACGACCGGACAAGGCCGACAAGCCGGGCGGCGGCGCACAGGAGAAGAAUAAGGAAGGCGAGAAGUUGAAGCCGAAGCCGAAGCAAGGCGGGAAGGGCGAAGGUGGCCGGAAGGUGAUCGUCCGUAGCAGCCGUGGGUACGAUGUGAAGAGACUUCCGCAGAAAGACGGUGGAUGUGGUGGAGGGAGGGAGGGGGGAGGGGGUGCCGGUAAGGGUGCGAAGGAUAGACCUCGGGGUUCCGGUCGCGUUGGAAGCGGUGGGCGUGGUGAGGGUGGAGGGGCGGGGAGUGUGCGGAGGGGUGGUGGUGAUGGAGGUGGGGGUGAUGGUGGAGGAGAUGGGCGUGGAGGGGAUGCUGGUGGGGAGGGUGCUGGUGGAGGGGAUGCUGGUGGAGGGGAUGCUGGUGGAGAGGAUGCUGGUGGGGAGGAUGCUGGUGGAGGGGAUACUCGUGCAGAGGAUGCUGGUGCAGAGGUUGCUGGUGGAGAAGAUGCUGGUGCACAGGAUACUCGUGCAGAGGUUGCUGGUGCAGAGGUUGCUGGUGCAGAGGUUGCUGGUGCAGAGGUUGCUGGUGGAGAAGAUGCUGGUGCACAGGAGGCUGGUGGAGGGGAUGCUGGUGGAGAAGAGGCUGAUGGACAAGAUGCUGGUGGAGAAGAUGCUGGUGCACAGGAUAAUCGUGGGGAGGAUGCUGGUGCACAGGAUGAUGGUGGGGAAGAUGCUGGUGGGGGAGAUGCUGGUGAACCGGAUGCUGGUGGACAGGAUAAUCAUGGGGAGGAUGUCGAUGGACAGGAUGCUGGUGGGGAGGAUACUCAUGCAGAGGAUACUGGCGGAGAGGACACUGAUGGGGAGAAUACUCUUGUGGGGGAUGAUGGCGGAGAGGAUGCUCGUGGAGAAAUCAGUAGUCUAGCGAUGAGCACGCACGUUCCUCUGCCAAUAGCAGCCCCUUCGCCACCGCAGCCCGCGUCAGGAGAGGACAUGAACAAGCAGAGACGGGAUCGGGUGGUAGUAAUACCUGGCCGCAGAGCGGACACGGACAGUGAAGAAGGCAACGCAAAGGAAGAAAGCAGAGAGGGAGAAGACGAAGAAGGUGAAGCAAAUGAACAUCAUCAGGAGGAUUGCGAAGACGAAAAAGGUGAAGCAAAUGAGAUAGAUGAAGAAGACGAAGAAUGCGACGUGACUUACAACGCAACGUGUGUGGUGGUUGUGAAAAGCUUCGAUUACCGCUCAGCAUGCGUCAAGAAAGCCUCAAAGACCCACCUACGACACCGGUUCGAAACGCUCUAUGAGCCAGAGUCUCAUAUCUCUGCCAAGUCGGAGGUGAUGAACGUGGCAGCAGAAGCUAUGGUCACGAUGAUUGAAGAACAGACCGCUCAGAACGAGUAUCAGCCAUCAUACCAUACAAUGUUCGUUGACGACUUGCUCGGGUGGUGCGGAUAG